This is a messenger RNA of Clarias gariepinus (North African catfish), 2879 nucleotides long. It is a transcript of the gene clcn1b, whose product is annotated as chloride channel, voltage-sensitive 1b. Gene Ontology annotation, molecular function: voltage-gated chloride channel activity. The coding region runs from base 234 to 2858 and encodes 874 amino acids. The record is from RefSeq and is a predicted model, not a curated record. Gene Ontology annotation, cellular component: membrane. The transcript has 23 exons. Gene Ontology annotation, biological process: transmembrane transport; chloride transport. Lineage: Eukaryota; Metazoa; Chordata; Actinopteri; Siluriformes; Clariidae.
UGGCUAGAACCUGCACCAGUGACUUGUUGGUUAUGGCUGUGAUUUGGAUGUGCUGCAUGUUAUCACACUGACCAAAACUGUAUGGAGAGUACAGGGAGCAGCUGGGUAAUUUUGCCCGAAGGGAGGCCACAGGUUUGCUAACCAAGAACCAGUCAAAUAAACAUCGUGGCAAUGCUACGGCAAUCAGAAGGGGCUACGGCCGAACGGACCAUACUGAAUUGGAAACAGGACCCAUGACCCCAGGACUUAGCCACUCCUCCUCGGUAAAGAAACCUCAACCUUACUCAAAAUGCCAAGAUUGCCUAAGGCGGAUGCAGAGGUAUAUGAUAACAAAGCUUGGGGAGGAUUGGAUCUUCUUGGUGCUUCUGGGUCUCACAAUGGCUUUAGUCAGCUGGAGUAUGGACUAUGCCAGUGCGAAGAGCCUGCAAGCUUACAAAUGGAUGUAUGGUGAACUGAAAGGGAAUGUAGCACUUCAGUAUCUGGCCUGGAUUACAUAUCCUAUCAUUCUGAUUGUGUUCUCCUCCCUCUUCUGCCACCUGGUUUGUCCACAAGCUAUAGGCUCUGGUAUCCCAGAGAUGAAGACUAUUCUGCGCGGGGUGGUGCUGAAAGAGUAUUUGACGCUGAAAGCUUUUGUGGCCAAAGUCAUCGGUUUAACUGCAAGCCUGGGCAGUAGCAUGCCUUUAGGAAAAGAGGGACCUUUUGUCCACAUUGCAAGUAUCUGUGCUGCUGUGCUGAGUAAAGUCAUGUCCAUUUUUACAGGAGUGUAUGAGAACCCCUAUGGCUACACUGAUAUUCUGACAGUGGGGUGUGCUGUAGGGGUCGGCUGCUGUUUCGGCACUCCCCUUGGAGGUGUGUUGUUCAGUAUUGAGGUCACAUCCACUUAUUUUGCUGUGAGGAAUUAUUGGCGAGGAUACUUCGCUGCUACGUUCAGUGCCUUUAUAUUCAGAGUGCUGUCUGUGUGGAACAAAGACUCUGUCACAAUUACAGCUCUGUUUCGUACAAAAUUCCGGAUGGACUUUCCUUUUGACCUGCAGGAGCUGCCAGCAUUUGCUGUCAUUGGGAUCUCAUGUGGAUUUCUUGGAGCAUUCUUUGUUUAUCUAAACAGACAGGUUGUUUUGUUCAUGAGAAGACCAACAGCGCUCACUCAGUUCCUCACGAAAUACCGUUUGAUUUACCCCGGUGUGGUGACCCUCAUUAUUGCUUCCUUCACAUUUCCUCCAGGCUUCGGCCAGUUUAUGGCUGGUGAGCUGAUGCCAAGAGAAUGUAUCAACUCUCUGUUUGAUAACUUUACCUGGACAAAAGUCUGGGACGCCACCACGGAACCUGGUCUGGGCCGCUCCAGAGCCUGGUUCCAUUCAGAAGUCAGCAUCUUCAUCAUCCUCAUUAUAUUUUUCAUCAUGAAGUUUUGGAUGUCUGCUGUAUCAACAACAAUGCCUAUCCCCUCUGGUGCCUUCAUGCCUGUCUUUAUACUUGGAGCUGCAUUUGGCCGGUUGGUUGGAGAAAUCAUGGCCACACUGUUUCCAAAUGGAAUUCUCUUUGAUGGUAUAGUUUACCGAAUCCUACCUGGAGGCUACGCUGUGAUUGGUGCUGCAGCAAUGACUGGUGCAGUCACACACACAGUUUCGACAGCAGUGAUCUGCUUUGAGCUGACCGGGCAGAUCUCUCACAUUUUACCCAUGAUGGUGGCAGUGAUUCUGGCCAACAUGGUGGCACAGGGACUGCAGCCGUCUCUUUACGAUUCCAUAAUACAGGUCAAAAAGCUUCCUUAUCUCCCAGAGCUUGGUUUUGGACACAUCAGUAAGUAUAAUAUCUUUGUGGAGGACAUCAUGGUGAGGAAGGUGAAGUUUUUGUCCCCUCAGACAACCUACCGUGAGCUUCUUCAACUUCUGCAGGCAACCACCCUCAAAAGCAUCCCGGUGGUUGAUUCUAAAGAGUCAAUGAUUUUGCUGGGCUCUAUUGAGAGGUGUGAGCUUCAAGCAGCCUGUGACUGGUGGCUGUCAGCAGAGAGACGGAUUACUAACCAAGGUCAAGCAGUGCGCAGUCCAGGGUCAGUGGUCAGCUGGGAGUCCUUCAGUUUGGUUGAUGAAGAAGGAGGAGAGGGGAGCAAGGUAAAGGAAAACACAGUCUCUGAGGAGCAGAACGGCCCGGUGGAAACUGUGGGGGAUCCUGCUAAUCACACAGCGCCUGGUGUCCUCGGAUUCAUGAGGGGCGCACUUCAUCGCCUCUUGUCAAACUCAAUGUCGACGGAGCAGGCUGAGUCACAGGAUGCUCCUGUAUCCGCUCCUGUAACAGACAGCAUGACUCCAGAUGAGAUCAAAAUUUGGGAGGAUGCUGAGCUGGAUAAGCCCAUCGAUAUUGACCAGAUUCGUAUUGAUCCCUCCCCGUUUCAGUUGGUUGAAAGAACAUCACUGCAUAAGACGCACACACUUUUCUCUCUACUAGGUCUUAGUCAUGCCUAUGUCACCAGCAUAGGUAAACUGGUGGGGGUGGUAGCACUUAAAGAGCUUCAAAAGGCCAUCGAAGGUUCAACCCGCAGUGGCGUCCGUCUGCGCCCCCCACUGGCAAGUUUCAGAGACGCGAGCCGUAAAAAAACCAAGGAGCACGCCCACCCAAGCUCUGCCCCUUCUUCUCCCACCCGAGAAAGAGAGGUCAGGUGCGAGGAAGAAAAUAAAGAAACAAAAGCGGAAGAGUGCAAGGUCAAUGUAGACAGCAACAGCAGAAGUUCAGGUAAUUCAGCUCAGGUGCAGCCCCCUUCCACUUCAUCUCCUACUUCUACUUCCAUCCCUCUCGCAUCCCUCCAUCGUCUGCCUGAACAGAUGACAAACGGAGAGGGAGAGAGUGAUUAUGACCUGGUAUAAGGACUGUCAUUGUUUUUUCUU